CGCACCGCUUCCAUUUCUCACCUCUCGACUCGACUAAAUUCAACCCAACUCGCUCCUCAAUUUUUCUUUUUCUUCGUCUUCUUCUUCUUCUUCGGUUUUAGGGUCUUACCAGGGUUUUAUAUGAUCAAAAUUUAAAUAUUUUUUACAAUAAUAAUUUGCUUAAUUUUUCUUUGUUAAAUUCUCAAUUUCGAAUCCUUUGUUUCUGUUCAAAAUUCGAAAACCCUAGUGAGCUCUCCGUUUUCUAGGGUUGUCUAUUUUCUCUGCAGUUUAAUUCAAAUUGUACUCUAUUCUUGUACGCUGAAGUUCGUUAAUUCUGGUAAGACUCGAGAUUUUGCUUUCUUUCUUCUUUCUUCCCAUUUCUGGAUCUUACGGCUUUCUUUCUCUCUCUCUCUCUCUCUCUCUCUCUCUCUCGUAUUCUGAAUACCUGGAGCCGGGAUUUUAUUGAUUGCAACGGGAAGUUUUGAAUUUUUCUGUUCUUUAGCUGGGAAAGGCACGUGGGUCAGUGGAGAUUUUUGGUUCCGUUAACUGUUCUGGAUCUUACUGUUUUGUUGGUUUGAAUACCCAGAGUGGGAAUUUUUGACUUCUUGUACUUUCUGUUUGCGAAUUCAGCCAACUGGAGCUAAAUUACCAGAAGGAUAUCUGGGUCAGCGGAGAUUUUGGGUUUAAUGAACUGCGUUAUGAUACAUUGCGAAGAGCUCGAGUAGAUGGGUUUAAUUAUGUUAGUCCAAGAAAAAGAUGAAUGAUAUGAGGGUUUGAAUAUGAACCAUGGAGAUGUAGAUGGUACGAGAGUGAAUGAACAAGGAGGAGCUGCGCCAAGAAGACCUGGAGCUGACGAUUUCGGCCGAGCGGUAUCGAAGAUUGUAGUGGCUCAGAUAUGUGAAAGCGUGGGAUUUCAGAGCUCCAAGGAAUCUGCUUUGGACGCUCUUGCUGAUAUAGCUAUCAGAUACCUCUGUGACUUGGGAAAGAUGGCGUAUUUUUAUGCUAACUUAACUGGAAGAACAGAGUGCAAUGUGUUUGAUAUUAUUAGAGCUCUGGAAGUUUUGGAAGCAUCACAAGUUUUUCUAGGGGCUUCGGAUGUUAGCCAUUGUCUAGCAAGUUCAGGAGUGGUAAAGGACAUUGCCGAUUAUGUGAGCUCAGCUGAGGAGAUUCCGUUUGCUCAGCCGGUGCCACGGUUUCCAGUGUUGAAGAAUCGAAGAUUAAUUCCGAGUUUUGUUCAAAUGGGUGAAAACCCACCUGGCCAUCACAUACCAGCUUGGUUGCCUGCUUUCCCUGAUCCUCACACUUACAUUCACACUCCCAUGUGGAAUGAAAGGAAUGCGGAUCCUCGUGCUCAUAAGAUUGAACAUGCUAGGCAGAGGAGAAAGGCUGAAAGGUCUUUGUUGAGUUUGCAGCAGCGUUUGGUCUGCAUUGGCUCCGUGGGCACUUCUGCAUCUGUCUCAUUACCUAGUGCUGAAAAUGGAUUGCAGCAGGUUGAAAGAAACCCAUUUCUUGAACCACCUUUGAAUUCAGGGGAGAUAGAUGUUUCUCCUGUUGUCUGUCCGGAGAAACUUUCAGAAAAGAAGGAGAAGGGAAACCAUGCUUCUGUUCUAGAGGCAUUUGCACCGGCCAUUGAAGCUGUGAAGAAUGGCUUUUCAGACGAUGGAGAGGACGAGAGAAAAGUUCUUCCUGAUCCUGAUGUGAGGCCUGCUGUUCAUUUCAAGUUCAGAACGGCCAAGAAGUAUUUUGGCGAAUCUUUGGAUUUGAGCCUUCAGAAGAAGGGUGUUGGCAGAGCUGCCUACUGGUUUGGGAGGGACGAUGAGCGGGAUGAUAAGAAGAGGAGGGCUGAGUAUAUUCUUAGGCAAUCUAUGGAAAAUCCACAGGAACUCAACCAAUUGUAGAUUAAUUUUGUUGAUUGGCUUUUUUCAUGGGCAUUCUGUUUCUUAGAAGUUGGUAUUAGAAUUGGGAUCUAGGAUGUUAUAAGUGGAUAUACUGUUAUCGAUAAUUCUGUAGUUGCUUACUUGUAGUCCCAUUCUAACAAUUUUUUUUAGGUAAUGUGAAUUAAUUUUUCAACUCCAGUUGCGUUUUAAUCUGUGAACUAUUACUAUUUUUGCAAAUUUGCAAUGAAGUUUAUGCUGCUUCCAGCCAUCCUUACAAAAAUGUGGUUCCGGUCCCCUUGAGAAAUUCUGUAAUAUUGAAAUUGCUAGGUGCUAGUUGUUUCGUGUACUUAUUGUUAUUAAUAGUGGAGAAGAUAGACAGUGGUCAGCUGGGAAUGAUGAGCCUACAAAGUUCAAGUUCAAGUUAGUUUUUCUUUGCAUUUUUAUACUCUGGUUUGUUAUUCAGUCAUAGUCCAUCCAUUUGGUCAUAUCUAACAGUCUUAAUCUUAUUACUAUCAUCCAAUGAAUCUUGUGACCUUACUCCAAGAGCCUCUCUUUUUUUUGCAUUUGAAUGAAAUUUUUGUUUGUGGGUUGAUAUUUUGCUUUGGACUUUCAUGACGGUAUGUUGGAAUAUUCUCUCUGGUUUUAUCGCAUUGUCUAAUACUUGAACCCUCAAUGUCAGGUUCUCUUUGAAUCUCUAAGCAUAGAUUCAAGUGUUUGAUUUGUUUCCAAUUUCAUAAUUGUAGGUUUAGUUUGGUUGCUUCAAAGUUGGAAAGAGUGUAAAUGCAGAACUUUUUUUUUAAUAUUUUGUUUUAUGGUUUAUUUUGAAAAAAAUUCAUUCAAUUUAACUUGCAAGUUGUAAAUAUUUUGUUUUAUGCUUUUUUUAUCCGUCAAUUUAACUGCUUAAGGAUGCCUUGUAAAGUUUAGAGACGAGGUGGCAUGUUUUUGCUUUGGGGUAGUUAUUUCACUAUGUCGUAGACCAAUUUGUGUUGAUCAGUUUGAGUUUGUGAUGGACCACCUAUCUUUUUCACUUAUGUUAGGAGGAAGAACAAGAAGAAAGAGCUGCGUGGCAACCAAACAUUGGCUUUGCCAAAUGAUUGGCUGACUUUGAAGUUUGAGAGGAGAUUCUGGCUGUUAGUUUGAGCAUGGGAGUGUGUGCAAAUCUGUUAAGAGGUCAGGAUUUUGCUAUCAUCUUGUGAGCAUGAAGAAGCUUCCUGAUAUGAGAGUGAAAGGACAAGGAGGCACUGCACUGGUAAGGCCCGGAGUUAACGAUUUUGGCUGAGCAAUAUUGAAGAUUGCAGUGCCUCGGAUAUGUAGGAGCAUGGGAUUUUUGUGUACCAAGUAAAUGCUUUAGAUGCUCACGUUGAUAUAGCUACCGGAUAUUUCUUUGUAACUCGGGAAAGAUGGCGACUUUUUAGGCUAACUAGAUUGGAAGUAGAGUCCAAUGUGUUUGAUAUUUUUAUCAAAGCUUUGAAAGUUUUGGAAGCAUUACAAGGGUUUCCAUAGUGGCGGAUGUUGGGUGUGUUGUAAGUUGUAACUACCAGGUUUGGGGGACGGGCCAAUGGUAAAGAAGAUUGUUGAUUAAUGUGGGUUCAGCUGAAGAAAGAGGAUCAAGAAGGGUAAAGAGCAUGCUUGUUCUAUAAUGGCUAUAGGGGGCACAACUUUGGUUUUCUUUAGUGAAUGCUGGAACUGAUGGGAUAUGGAUCUUCCUGUGGUAGUUUCCAGUGAAACAGAAAAGGGGGCCCAUGCUCCUGAUCAAGAAACAUUCGCACUGGCCAUUAAAGCUAAGGCGUAUGGGUUUUCUGAUGGCAAGAGGAGUAAGGUCCCCCUUGAUCAUGACAUAAGUCCUGCUAUUCAUUUUAAGGUCAAAAUGCCCAGAAAAUAUUUGGAUUUGAGCCUUCAGAUGUGUGUUGGACCGUUGGGAGACCUUCGUUUCGGUUUAGGAGGGAAGACUAGGGUUGAGUAUAUUGUUAGGCUAUCUAUAGAUAAUUCACAGAGAACUCACCCAAAUUGUGAUGUGGGAUCUGUAGUUGCAUAAUAGUCCCACUCAUUCUAUUCAUUUUCAUUUGCUUUGAAAGUGAAGUUUUUACCAUCUCUAAACUUGUUCCCAUGAAAAAUACGGUUAUUAUGGCCACCCUUUGAAAAAUUGCUCUACUGAAAUUGUCAGGUGCAAGUUUGUGUUGUAUUCCUUUCCAGCAAAAAAUAAAUAAAAGAUAGUUUAUCGUA
Messenger RNA from Humulus lupulus (European hop), 4079 nucleotides. Its product is annotated as transcription initiation factor TFIID subunit 8-like. Gene Ontology annotation, cellular component: transcription factor TFIID complex. NCBI's taxonomy places the organism in Eukaryota, Viridiplantae, Streptophyta, Magnoliopsida, Rosales, Cannabaceae. The transcript is spliced from 2 exons. Gene Ontology annotation, molecular function: protein heterodimerization activity. Bases 759 to 1877 code for a protein of 372 amino acids. The record is from RefSeq and is a predicted model, not a curated record.